AUGCUCUUCACCAGCCUCGUCGUCUACGCUCUCGCAGCCACUGCUGCUGCCAAGCCCAUCCGCCACCACAAGAGGGGGAAGAAGCACCACAAGUGCUCCAGUGUCAUCCCCUCCCAGAGUGGUGUUGGUACCACCGGCCCUUCUUCUACAGGCGGUGUCUCCUCCUCGGUCGUGAUCAUCACCUCGACCUCUGCCGCAGUUAGCCCUACUAGUACCCCCAUCAGCUCUUCCUCCGUCUCCGACGGCCCUGCUACUCCUAUCAGCUCUGCCACCACUCCCGGUAGCACCUCCGCUCCUGCUACCCCCUCAAGCUCGACUCCCUCUUCCACUACUCCCGGCAGCUCCAGCCUCGUCUCAACUCUCAGCACCUCCGUUGUGAGCUCAACCUCUGUUGCCAGCACCACCUCCGUUGCCAGCACCUCUUCCAUUGCUAGCACCUCUUCCAUUGCUAGCACUACUUCAAUCGCCAGCACCACCUCCAUUGCUAGCACCACUUCUAUCGCCAGUACCUCCUCCAUCGUCUCGACCACUUCCAGCUCCAGUGCCAAACCCGUUCCCACCUCCAAUGUUCCCCUCGGCACUGUGAUCACCAAGUGUUCAGUUCCCGGCACGGUUGCCCUCACAUUCGACGAUGGCCCAGGACAGUACACCGAGCAUGUCAUGGACCUCCUUGAAGCCGCCGAUAUGCGAGCUACCUUCUUCAUGAACGGCCAGAACUUUGGCAGCAUCUACGACCGCCCCGAGACUGUCCGCCGUGGCUUCAACAACCACCAACUGGGAUCCCACACCUGGGAACACAUUGAUCUGAGCGUCAAGAGCGAUGCCGAGCUCCGCACCUCCCUCAACAAGCUCGAGGAUGCCUUCGUCUCCAUCGUCGGCAGCUGGCCCAACUACUUCCGCCCCCCUUACCUGGCCACCACCACCACCUCGCUCGCCACCCUCAAGGAGUUCGGCUACAAGGUCCUCAACGUCGACAUCGACACCAACGACUGGCAGGAGUCCCACGUCGCCAACCCCCAGCUCUCUCUCGACGCCUUCAAGACCGGUCUCGACGCCGGCGGCUCCCUGGUCCUGGAGCACGACGUCCACGCCUCGACAGCCAACCUUCUCGUUCCCCUUCUCAUCUCCGAGCUCCAGUCUCGCGGCCUCAAGAGUGUCACCGCCGGUGAGUGUCUCGGUGAGGACCGAUCUUUCUGGUACUCUGCUCCCCGUGCCGCGUAA
Messenger RNA from Clonostachys byssicola, 1221 nucleotides. NCBI's taxonomy places the organism in Eukaryota, Fungi, Ascomycota, Sordariomycetes, Hypocreales, Bionectriaceae. The record is from the annotation of a GenBank genome assembly.